Cynocephalus volans (Philippine flying lemur) is the source of this 945-nucleotide messenger RNA. RefSeq names its product paired like homeobox 2B (gene PHOX2B). Gene Ontology annotation, biological process: regulation of transcription by RNA polymerase II; enteric nervous system development. The transcript has 3 exons. Gene Ontology annotation, molecular function: DNA-binding transcription factor activity, RNA polymerase II-specific; RNA polymerase II transcription regulatory region sequence-specific DNA binding. The record is from RefSeq and is a predicted model, not a curated record. Lineage: Eukaryota; Metazoa; Chordata; Mammalia; Dermoptera; Cynocephalidae. The coding region runs from base 1 to 945 and encodes 314 amino acids.
AUGUAUAAAAUGGAAUAUUCUUACCUCAAUUCCUCUGCCUACGAGUCCUGUAUGGCUGGGAUGGACACCUCGAGCCUGGCUUCAGCCUAUGCUGACUUCAGUUCCUGCAGCCAGGCCAGUGGCUUCCAGUAUAACCCGAUAAGGACCACUUUUGGGGCCACGUCCGGCUGCCCGUCCCUCACGCCGGGAUCCUGCAGCCUCGGCACCCUCAGGGACCACCAGAGCAGUCCGUACGCCGCAGUUCCUUACAAACUCUUCACGGACCACGGCGGCCUCAACGAGAAGCGCAAGCAGCGCCGCAUCCGCACCACGUUCACGAGUGCGCAGCUCAAAGAGCUGGAGAGGGUUUUCGCCGAGACUCACUACCCCGACAUCUACACCCGGGAGGAGCUGGCCCUGAAGAUCGACCUCACCGAAGCGCGUGUCCAGGUGUGGUUCCAGAACCGCCGCGCCAAGUUUCGUAAGCAGGAGCGCGCGGCGGCGGCCGCAGCGGCGGCGGCCAAGAACGGCUCGUCGGGCAAGAAGUCGGACUCCUCCCGGGACGACGAGAGCAAAGAGGCCAAGAGCACCGACCCGGACAGCACCGGGGGCCCCGGUCCCAACCCCAACCCCACCCCCAGCUGCGGGGCGAGUGGCGGCGGCGGCGGCGGGCCCAGCCCGGCAGGAGCUCCGGGGGCGGCAGGGCCCGGGGGCCCGGGAGGCGAACCCGGCAAGGGCGGCGCGGCGGCGGCGGCGGCAGCGGCGGCGGCGGCGGCAGCGGCGGCGGCGGCGGCGGCGGCUGGAGGCCUGGCUGCGGCCGGGGGCCCCGGACAAGGCUGGGCUCCCGGCCCCGGCCCCAUCACCUCCAUCCCGGAUUCGCUCGGGGGCCCCUUUGCCAGCGUCCUAUCUUCUCUCCAAAGACCCAACGGUGCCAAAGCCGCCUUAGUGAAGAGCAGUAUGUUCUGA